This is a messenger RNA of Spodoptera frugiperda (fall armyworm), 3056 nucleotides long. RefSeq lists its product as uncharacterized. The transcript has 10 exons. Gene Ontology annotation, biological process: double-strand break repair. Gene Ontology annotation, molecular function: metallopeptidase activity; polyubiquitin modification-dependent protein binding. Gene Ontology annotation, cellular component: BRISC complex; BRCA1-A complex. Lineage: Eukaryota; Metazoa; Arthropoda; Insecta; Lepidoptera; Noctuidae. Bases 151 to 2154 code for a protein of 667 amino acids. The record is from RefSeq and is a predicted model, not a curated record.
UUCAUUUAAUUUUAAAACUAAUCCUUAUCUUAAAUACAAAGGAAAUGAAACUUUUAAAACGUAAAACGUUUUUAAAUUAGUAGAUCGUAGAGAACCAAAGGCUUGUCACUUGACUUGAUAUUACUGUCAAACAAAUCUGUCAUAACAAAAAUGGCGGACGACGACGAAAUUGACAUUUUAGGAGAUUUCUCUUUUAAUUCUUGUUUUGCUCAAAACAAUCAAGGAAUCCCUUCGUGUUCCAAUAGAGAAGACACGGUGCACCCACAAUGGCUACUCGACUCCACAGAGACGAACUGGUACGAUAAACAAAAUAAUAGGCUAAAAGAAGGUUCACCGAGGAAGCUGUAUGGGAACAAUUCUUCAGAUAAGCACGUAAAUGAUGUUCACACAGCAUGGAGUGCCAGGGAGAGAGAUAUUCUUAUCAAAGAAAUGGCUAAAUAUGGGAGAAAUGUACGAAAAAUAUCACAAACAUUGAAAUCAAAGACUGAAGCUGAGAUACAGGCAUUGAUAGAGGCUGAGUAUGGUGUUAAUUUGGAGACUCCAUCAUUUGGACUGGAUAAACCAGAGGACCACGAGGACAUACCAGCUGUAGUCCAGGAAGAAAUAGUUACAGAUGACAUGACUACCAUAAAUAAUGUUAUCAACAUGGUCACUACCGGAGCACCCACUAUUAAUGUACCAAAGAAACCUUUCCGGAAGAAAAACACAAAUUCUAAAAGUCUCCUGAAACCAGAUGUUUUGAAUGACAAGAAGGCUGAGUUAAUGGCAAUAAAUCCAGCAGAAAUAUUGUAUGAGGAUGAUCUUAUAAUAGGGUCGACGGAAUCUAUUGGUUCUGACCUAGACCUGACUGACAUUGUCUCUAAGAAUAUAGUUAAGUAUCAGGCGAAAGUAAAGGCUGAGAAAAAGAUUGGUAACCAUAGGAGAAAAAGGUCCAGGAAUUAUGAUAAAGGAACAACUAGGAAUAAAAGUAAGGAGUUGUUGAAGUCACCCUUGGGAAGACAGAGGAAGGAUUCUAGUUUGUCUGAGGACAGUGUCAAGAGUCCUAAAAUGCAGAUUGUUUUAGGUUCUGGACAAGCUUUGCCUGUUUCUGAAGGGGAGCAAGUGAUAAAAAUAGAGAAGAAGAAAGACUCGGAACCAGAGAGUGACAUAGAGAUAGAUGUGGACAGUGACAGUGAGAGCAGCACACACAAGUCUACUCCUACCAAGGAACCGAGGGAUAGGGCUACAGAGGAACCUAUAGCUGUGCCACUCAGUAGGUUCGAACCCAUGCCCAAAAGACCUAAAAAGAUUAAUCUGGAUGGUGGUGGUGGCUAUACCAUAAUGCACACGGAAUCAGGCGACUUGGUAGCGCUGGGCGCGGAGCCACGCCGGGGCCGUGCGCCGCGCAAGAUGCCCGUGCAACUGCUACACUGCCGGGUUUAUAAUGCUGAGAAACCAGCCCCGUUCGAGGUGCGUGUGCACGUGUCGACCCUGGUCCUGAUGGACGGGCACGCGCACACGUCCCGCGGCGAGGUGAUGGGGCUGCUGGGGGGCGAGUUCAGCGCCGCCGCCCCGCCGCUGCUCACUGUCUCAGCUUACAGACCGGCCGCCGCCGCCGCGGGUAGCACGCACUGUGAUAUGGAUCCAGUAUCACAGUCCAUGGCGGCCGAGUCCCUCCGUAGUGCGGGCACGCUAGUGUGUGGCUGGCACCACUCGCACCCCCAGUUCCCGGCGGCGCCGUCGGCGCAGGACCUGGUGUCGCAGCGCGGCCUGCAGCAGGCGCUGGAGUGGACGCACGUACCGUUCCUCGGGUUCAUCACCUCGCAACACUGGCCCACGGGCAGGACGGCUUCACAGUACCGAUGUAUUCGGGUGGAAGACGAACAAGACGCAGAGCUCCCCACAGGAUACCAGCUCAGUGUGAAGUUGGUACCAGAUCUCACUGCAAACAAUCUGACGAGUUUCCUUCAAGAACUGCGCACUGUCAUGGUGGACAACCUCAGUAGUAACGAGUUCAGCGUUGAUGUCGUCAAGGACAUCUGUCCGCAGGCCAAGAUCACAUAUUUAGAAAAAUGCAUAUCAAGUGCAUCACAUCACAUGCGGUCGGCAGGAUACGAAGAGUCCGACCCACUCGUGCAACAACUCAUGCAAGGGAUAAGAGAUGUCUUCAGAUAGACACAGAAUCACAGAUUGUAUGGAAUUAAUUACCUUUAUUACUGUGUUUAGAUUCAAGGCGAAACAGGAGCAAUUACUAGUUGUUCUAAUUUAUAGUUAAUUUUUAUAUAGUUAACUAUGUAUGUAGUCUUGUUGAAGUUUUGAAUUCCUGUAUGUAGAAUUGUUUCUAGUGCCUACACCAUACUUCGACUACCUAUUUUAUACUUUAGAUUUCACAGUAGCUAGAUUUCAAUAAAUAACUAUUUUAAUAUGAUUUGGUAGGACUGUCUAUGUAAAUACAGUGCUAUAUUGUGAUAUAAAGAAGUUAUAGAAGUUUUUAGCAAUUCUUUGUAUAAUAAUUACCUCUCAAUUUCCUUCAUAGAGCUUUGUAUAUGGGAGAGAAUAUUAUUUAUUGAAUUAAUUACAAUACUAAUGUGAUGUCAUCACAAUGUAUUUCAUUUUAAUAUAGUCCAGUAGUGGACUCUCCUUGAAUGUUGAUGAUAAUUUGAAGUGUCUUGUCUGUUCCUGUUCUUAAUUGGUUAAAUUGGCAACUUGUUUUUUUAAGACAAUGAUCAAAGAUUGAUUUUGGAAGGAACACUGCGUAAAAUAAUUUGAUUUUACCUUUUAGACAAUGGUGCCCUUAAACAUUUUAAGUUUAUUUUGAAAUUAUUAUUAUUGAUAUAAGUUUAAUUUAUUGAAUAUUGGUAUAAUUGUUAGUAAAGUAAUAUAUUAUUUGGCUAUUCAAUAUCGUUUUAUAAGAUCAUUAACUGUUGUAACGAGCUUUUUGCAUUCUAAACUGUCCUUCAUAAGUUUAAUUCGCCGGUUCCAGUGGCGAUUGAUUGUAAAAUUUUCCAAUGGAUAAAAUAAGUGGCGUAUGCCUUAUCAAUCUUGUGAACAAAACAAAUAAAUUGCUAUAUUCUUCA